AUGUUUGCCAAGGCUCGCGACAAGGGAUGGACCAAUCCAACAGCCGUCGAUUACGAGCAGAUUCAGCGCGAUUAUGCCGCCAGCGAGUGGCACGGCACCGCCGCGAGGUAUGAGUGGAACGAUGAACUCGGCGACGUCGCCCCUAGGGUCCCGGAGCUGGAGCAGAUGCUGUUCGGUGGCGAGUUCCAGAUGCGCAAGGGUGACCAUUACAGCAACCUGAACAUCGAGGUCUUCAUAGAUGGUAGGGAGCGUGUCCAGCCCGUCAAGGAGUUCGCGGACGCCGGACUGCAUCCAGUUGUGUUGGACAACAUUAACCUCGUGGGAUACGAGAAGCCGACGCCGAUUCAGCAGUAUGCCAUUCCGGCCAUCCUUCAAGGCAGAGAUGUUGUUGCGAUUUCCCAGACUGGUUCCGGCAAGACGGCAGCGUACAUGAUCCCAAUCAUCUCACGUUUAAUGGGCAAGGCGAAGAAGCUGUGCGCGCCCAAGCCGAAUACCUUUGAUCCACGCUACAAUCCGCAGACCCACUUCACCAAGGCCGAGCCACUUGUUGUUAUUGUCGUGCCCACUCGCGAGCUGGCGAUCCAGACUUUCGAUGAGGCUCGUCGCUUCUGCUACCGCUCGAUGCUGCGUCCUUGCGUGUCGUAUGGCGGCUUCCCGGUGAAGACUUCUAUCGAGGAGCUUAGGAAAGGCUGCGACAUCCUAGUUGCCACUCCUGGCCGCUUGGUAGACCUCAUGGACAAGCCACAUAUUCUGACCAUGAGUCGGGUCAAGUACACCGUCAUUGACGAAGCCGACGAGAUGCUGCACAUGGACUGGCAGGAGGAGCUGAACAAGAUCAUGUCCGGAGGCGAUACCAACGAGGACGCCGACCACGUCUACAUGAUGAUCUCCGCCACGUUUCCUAAGGGAGAGCGUGAGCUCGUUCGUCAAUACCUUGCCGACGAUCAUGUGCGUCUCCGCGUUGGCCGUGCCGGAUCCAGCCACAAGAACAUUCGCCAGGAUGUGGUCUUCUGCGAGUCGAGCGCGAAGCGUGAGGCCGUGUACGAUCUGCUCUUCAACCUUGAGCCUGCUCGCACCCUCAUCUUUUGCAACAGCAAGCAAACCGUGGAUCUGCUUGACGACUUCCUGUUCAACCGUGGCCUUCCAACCACCUCAAUCCAUGCUGAUCGCGGUCAGCAGGUGCGCGAAGACUCUCUUCGCAGCUUCCGCACUGGCAAGGCUCCCAUUCUGAUUGCUACCGGCGUAUCAUCGCGCGGCUGGGACAUCAAGGACGUCAAGUAUGUCAUCAAUUACGACCUACCAUCUGCGAACUACGGCGGUAUUCAGGAGUACAUCCACCGCAUUGGCCGCACGGCGCGUAUCGGUCACCAGGGCCUAGCGAUGUCCUUCUACAAUGAUCGCGACGAAGCGAUAGCGCAGGAUCUUGUGAACGUGCUUGUUGAGUGCGAGUGCACCGUGCCCGAGUUCCUUUCCCACCUCGCUCCUCAAGAUGGCGUCAUCAACUUCGACGAUGAUACCGACGAGGAGAACGAGGAGGAGAACGCUGGUGCUAAUACCAAUUUCACUGCGGAAGCUAUGUUCCAGCCAGAGCCUGCUAUGGCUACUGCUGGCGGGUGGUAG
Messenger RNA from Baudoinia panamericana UAMH 10762, 1620 nucleotides. RefSeq lists its product as uncharacterized. The record is from RefSeq and is a predicted model, not a curated record. Gene Ontology annotation, cellular component: nucleus. Gene Ontology annotation, molecular function: ATP binding; RNA helicase activity; RNA binding. The transcript is spliced from 7 exons. Bases 1 to 1620 code for a protein of 539 amino acids. Lineage: Eukaryota; Fungi; Ascomycota; Dothideomycetes; Mycosphaerellales; Teratosphaeriaceae.